CGGCCAGUGCCUUUUCCGGCUUCAUCGGAGGAACGAGAGCCCGCCGGGGCAGAGUUAGAAGGAGUCGUCCUCUAUUUUGCAUCCGUCGACUCGCGUUUCGAGCACCUGCCCAGAAUUAUUGUAAAUGAUAAUCGAGCCAUAGUCUUUAGGCGCACACAUCACCAAGGCACGGACAGCGCGUACGUUCGAAAAGGGAAAUACUUAAUGCGCUGCUUAGAGAAGCCAGGGGUGACCCACAUGGCCGCCAACCGUGAGAUGCUAGACAUUGUGGACGGCGGGAUCAGGCAAGACCGCCGCAUCAUCGCGCGAACGAAGGUGCAGCAACGGCUUACGAGGCCCAACGAAGUGAUGAAUGAAAUUUUUCCACUACACCGCGCGGUUCCCGAGUUUGACAAGGAUAGGUGGGCGGAGGCGCGAGCAGGCGCGCCCAAGCC
Messenger RNA from Amoebophrya sp. A25, 434 nucleotides. The record is from the annotation of a GenBank genome assembly. NCBI's taxonomy places the organism in Eukaryota, Dinophyceae, Syndiniales, Amoebophryaceae.